CUACUCCCCUCUCCACAGAGACACAAUACACUGGAGGGGGCUCAGCUCGCAUGUCUCUCCUCAUCCUGCUGUCUAUCUUCACCUGCGCGGCUUCUGUCAUGUACAUAGUGUACAGGAAUUUCCCAGAGCUCAACAAUGAUGAGAUGGCUACUAUUAAAAUCCCCAAAGAUAUGGAUGAUGCCAAAGCCUUGGGCACUGUACUUUCCAAAUAUAAGGACACCUACUACACCCAAGUGUUAGUAGCCUACUUUACCACCUAUAUCUUCCUCCAGACAUUUGCGAUCCCUGGAUCCAUCUUCCUCAGCAUCCUGUCUGGUUAUCUCUACCCUUUCCCCCUAGCUCUUUUCCUCGUCUGCCUGUGCUCUGGCCUGGGGGCUUCCUUCUGCUACAUGCUGUCUUAUCUAGUGGGGCGACCUGUGGUCUACAGAUACCUGACAGAGAGAGCCCAGAAAUGGUCCCAGCAGGUUGACAAGCACAGAGAUCAUCUCAUCAAUUACAUAAUAUUUCUGAGAAUCACUCCCUUUCUCCCCAACUGGUUCAUCAACAUCACCUCACCCGUCAUCAACGUGCCUUUGGGGGUCUUCUUCCUUGGUACUUUCUUUGGAGUGGCCCCACCGUCCUUUGUGGCGAUCAACGCUGGCACAACACUGUACAAACUGACGACAGCUGGGGAGGCAGUGUCCUGGAACUCUCUGAUUGUACUAGGUGUCCUGGCCGUACUCUCUAUCCUGCCUGUCUGCUUCCAGAAGAAACUGCAGCAGAAGAUGGAGUAGACAGUAGACAAAAUAGCAACUCCUCUGCCUGAUCCUCCUGCCCGUCCCUUGGCUCAGGAAUGGUACAUGCCGCUAUCACUCACAUGGUCCUGCCUGUUGCUGUCCCACACACCUGCUGAGGUUGCUGUGGAAACAUUGCCCGUUGGCACAACCAUGACUCCUGUGUCCAAAACAUGUGGUGGUGGCCACCUCAACUUUGUGCUCUACAAAGGACUAAAUGGCCUCUGCUCACCCUCGGGUUUGUUUUCCCAUUUUUGUUCAAUGUUGCUUGCCUGUAAAUUGAAGAUUCAAGAAAAGAUACAGAAAACAUCAGGCAUCUGUCUUUUAAUAUUGUUUUUAAUCACAAUGGUUCUCACAAGUUCAAGCUACACUUCCCUCUUUGUAUUUAUUUAACCAUGUUUUAAAUGUAUUUGAUCUCUUAACCUGUGUGAUAUGGGUGACAUCAAAGCAAUACUGAUCAGAGUCGCAGUUCAAUGUUUUUGAUUUUCACAAUUUGAAGACGAUUGUUAUGGCUGUUUUACACUGGUUAGAAUGUGAACAUAUUAAAUAAUUUAGCAUUUUC
Molecule: messenger RNA, 1335 nt
Organism: Coregonus clupeaformis (lake whitefish)
Lineage: Eukaryota; Metazoa; Chordata; Actinopteri; Salmoniformes; Salmonidae
Product: transmembrane protein 41B-like
Exons: 6
Cellular component (GO): endoplasmic reticulum membrane
Source: RefSeq, a predicted model, not a curated record